CGGAGCGUCGGAUUUCAGAGCGGGGCGGGGAGUCGCCCGCGCGGCCCGCAGCCAGCCCACAGCCCUCGCCCCGAGCAGGCGCGCGCGCCAUGGGCAUCUCGGGCCGCGGGAGCGAGUGGAGGAUGCUGGGAAGGAGGUAACAUGGCCUCCGGCGGCGGCGGCGGCGGAGCCGAGGAGGGUCUACAGCGGGACCGGCUGCAGCUCCCGCUCCCCGCGCAGCCCACGGCCCGCGCCGAGGAAGCCGAGGGCGCCCGCGAGAAGAUGGGCUGGGCGCAGGUGGUGAAGAACCUGGCGGAGAAGAAGGGCGACUUCCGCGAGCCGCGGCGGCGCGACGAAACGGGCAGCGGUGAGAGUGGCGGGCGAGGCAGCCCCGCGGGCCUGGCCGCGCCGAACCCCGACGACUUCCCGCCUGCCGCCCGCGGGGACCCCAAGGGCCGCCGUAGAGAGCCUGCGGGCGAGCUGGCAGACGCUGGCGGCAAGAAGGGAGCGGGAGACGCGAGUCGAAGGAAGAAGGCCGAGGUGGCGGCGGCGGCGGCGGCGGAGCAGGAGGAGCCGGAGGAGGAGGAGGCGGCCAUGGCGACCCCCGCCAAGCCCGGCGCGACCGAAGACGCAGCUGCAGAGAGACCAGUCCAGGACGAGCCUCCAGAGCCUCCAGCCGCCGGGCCGGGCAAGGGCCGCUUCCUCGUGCGCAUCUGUUUCCAGGGAGACGAGAGUGCCUGUCCGACCCGGGAUUUCGUGGUGGGCGCGCUCAUCCUGCGCUCCAUCGGCAUGGACCCCGACGACAUCUACGCGGUCAUCCAGAUCCCCGGCAGCCGUGAGUUCGACGUGAGCUUCCGAUCCGCCGACAAGCUAGCCCUGUUUCUCCGCGUCUACGAGGAAAAGCGAGAGCUGGAGGACUGCUGGGAGAACUUUGUGGUGUUGGGGCGGAGCAGGUCCAGCUUGAAGACCCUCUUCAUCCUCUUCCGGAACGAGACCGUGGAUGUGGAGGACAUCGUGACCUGGCUCAAGCGCCACUGCGACGUGCUGGCCGUGCCCGUGAAAGUGACCGACAGGUUUGGGAUCUGGACCGGGGAGUACAAGUGCGAGAUCGAGCUGCGCCAGGGGGAGGGCGGAGUGAGGCACCUGCCCGGGGCCUUCUUCUUGGGAGCCGAGAGGGGCUACAGUUGGUACAAGGGGCAGCCCAAGACGUGCUUCAAAUGUGGUUCUCAGACCCACAUGAGCGGCACCUGCACGCAGGACAGGUGUUUCAGGUGCGGGGAAGAGGGGCACCUGAGCCCUUACUGCCGGAAGGUCAUCGUGUGCAACCUCUGUGGCAAGAGAGGACACGCCUUCGCCCAGUGUCCCAAAGCAGUUCACAAUAACGUGGCAGCUCAGCUCAACGGCGUGGCAGGGCACUGAACGCGCGUCUGCCUGCCGGGGUGAACACACAGCCAGCUUACCCUUAAGUGCCAGAACUUUUUUUUUUAUUUCUAAAAGACCAUUUUUUAUCUUUUUGGAAGGAGAUAUUUCUAAAACCUAACAGACUUUCUCUCUGUGCCUUUUUAAAACUAUGUGUGCCCCUUUUCAGCCUGUUUGAAAAGGACUAUUCAGAACUGUAA
Molecule: messenger RNA, 1598 nt
Organism: Peromyscus eremicus (cactus mouse)
Lineage: Eukaryota; Metazoa; Chordata; Mammalia; Rodentia; Cricetidae
Gene: Zcchc3
Product: zinc finger CCHC-type containing 3
Exons: 1
Coding region: 142-1398 (418 amino acids)
Biological process (GO): positive regulation of RIG-I signaling pathway; activation of innate immune response; detection of virus
Cellular component (GO): cytoplasm
Molecular function (GO): double-stranded DNA binding; RNA binding; zinc ion binding
Source: RefSeq, a predicted model, not a curated record